AUGUCCGCCAAGCCACCCCCUCCCCAUGUCUCCCCGCCGAGCAUGUACUACAGCAAGCUGGCCCUCCGCGUCCUGCAGUUUGUCAUCUCCAUCGCCAUCGUUGGCCUCGUCGCGUCCCUUGCCUCGACCGGCUUAUAUGCCUUUUUUAACUUGAUCAUUAUCAUCCCCCAGGCCGGCGUCUCCAUAAUCUGGGCCGUCUCCGAGAUAAUCUGCAUCUGGGCCCGCGGCGGGCACAGGGGGAUUCACCCCGGCGCCUGUGUCGCCGUCGACCUGCUGCUGUGGCUUGCCCUGGUGGGCGGGACGGCGGGGUUGACCCUCCUGGGUCUGCUCACGACCGUCGCGGAUGCCGUGGUCGAUAGCUACCAGAGCGGCUCGUACUAUUCGGAUUAUGACGAUGAUUACUACUACGGGGAGACGUAUGACAUACUCGAUGACAUCCAGGUCAAGGGCCAGGCGCUGGUUGGGUUGGGAGCUGUGUUGACGAUCCUUCAUUUCGUCACCUUCGUCAUUGCUUGCGUCGAGACGAGUAUCAGAAACUCAAGGCCCCAGCAGGUCGUCUACCUCGGGCCAAACCAACAUAACAGUCCUAUGCAUCCGGGAAUGGGUGGGCAGGCGUCGCCGUACACUUCGCUUUCGGCCACGAACUGGGAUCAUGGCCAGCCGGCUCCGGUUUAUUCGCCCCAGCCGCAGGAACAGGGGCAGGUUUAUUACCAAGGCGGGCAAAGGGUGAAGGCGUGA
Canariomyces notabilis is the source of this 738-nucleotide messenger RNA. RefSeq lists its product as uncharacterized. The record is from RefSeq and is a predicted model, not a curated record. NCBI's taxonomy places the organism in Eukaryota, Fungi, Ascomycota, Sordariomycetes, Sordariales, Chaetomiaceae. The coding region runs from base 1 to 738 and encodes 245 amino acids. The transcript is spliced from 3 exons.